AUGGAAGUGGGUUCUUCGUCUAGGGGCCGCAAUUCUGGUCGGAGACGGUGUCACUGUGGGUUACCGGCGGCGAUCUCGCAGGCAUGGACUGACAAAAAUCCAGGAAGAAGAUUUUAUGGCUGUCCAAGGUUUAAGAGAGGAAAUGAGUGCAAGUAUUUCUCUUGGUUUGAUGAAGAGGAAGGCACAAAAUGGCAAAAAAAAGCGUUGAUUGAAGCUCGUGAUGAAAUCCGUGAGAAGAAUAGGGUGAUUGAGGAGUUGAAGAAGACCAUAUUAGAGAUGAGGAACGAUGAGAUUGUUAGGCAGUUUGAACAAUUUCAGCUCUGA
This is a messenger RNA of Eruca vesicaria subsp. sativa (arugula), 324 nucleotides long. The record is from the annotation of a GenBank genome assembly. Lineage: Eukaryota; Viridiplantae; Streptophyta; Magnoliopsida; Brassicales; Brassicaceae.